AGCUCUCUGCCCAGUACACUGUCCAUCAUCACUAGACAAAAUGCUCACUAUCAUCCACUUACAAUUCUCACUGGAUCCCCUUCUUCAUUAACAUGAUCAAUCUAAAAAAAAACCAAACCGACAUCUCCUUCUACUCUAUAUAUUAGCCAAAUUAAUACUCCACCUCUUACUUCCCACCCAUUCUCAAUCACAUCUCUUUCUCUUUCUCUUUUCUUUCUUUUUCUUCUUUUGUUUUUUCAAUCAAACAGAAAAGACAACAUUGAUCACAUACAGAUAACCAAACCAAGAAUAUAUACCAUACCUUACCAUACCAUAACUUCACUACAUUGAGAUCAAUAUUAUUGAUCUGUUUUGGUUUGAAAAAAAAAAUGGAUGAGAAAUGGAAGAUUUCAAAGAAGGAAGCAGCAGGAGGUUCUUCUUCUUCUUCAUCCAAGAAUGUGUUUGGAAGAAGUAGCUCAACAAGAAGCUGCUCAUCAUCUUGUUCAAAAUCUCCAUUGCUGAGGAGCUUCUCAACAAAGAGUAGUUCAGCAUCUAAUAAUAAUAAUAAUUCGAAUAAGUGCCCUCUUCCAAGGAGUUUCUCACAGAAAGGAUCUUCCAUUAGCAGAAAGUGUAGUAGCUUAGCUAAGGAGCAAAAGGCCAGGUUUUACAUCAUGAGGCGCUGCGUUGCUAUGCUUGUAUGCUGGCACAAACAUGGUGAUUCUUGAUUAAAAAAAAAAAAAAAUGUUUCUUUCUUUCCCUUCCCCUCUUCUCUUUUGUUUCUUUUCUUCUUCCUGCAAGAUGGGCCUUUUUGGGUUUGUUUCAAAAACUCAUAUAAAUUUUCUUCCAUCCCAUCAAGAAGAUCUUAUUCAUACCAUAAACCUUUUUUUUUUUUUCUCCUUAGAAUCAUUUGUAAUUAGGAUUGAGAUAUGAGCUACAAGUUCUACACAUUGUAAGAAGAAUCGAAAUAUAAAACUAGAUCCCCAAUCAGAUCUCAGAAAUUUUUCUCUUUAAAUUUUUUAUAUCUAGAUCAUUGAGAAGACAUAUUCUGACAUCUGUUGUAUACAUCUUU
This is a messenger RNA of Ziziphus jujuba (common jujube), 1048 nucleotides long. Its product is annotated as small polypeptide DEVIL 13. Lineage: Eukaryota; Viridiplantae; Streptophyta; Magnoliopsida; Rosales; Rhamnaceae. The record is from RefSeq and is a predicted model, not a curated record. The transcript has a single exon. Bases 369 to 704 code for a protein of 111 amino acids. Gene Ontology annotation, biological process: negative regulation of cell population proliferation.